AUGACUGAUACCGCGCAUAAUGGCAUCACAGCCUCUACCUUGCGAGAAGCUCCAGGUAUGGCCCGAUCGGCAGGACAAAACGCACAACAAGUCGAAAGAAUAGCCCCCGAGUUAUCACCGAACAAGGGUACGGACGGCGAGGAAAGGCGAGGCAUGCAGGACCUGAGUGACGGAAGGUCCAAGGAGACAGCGGCCACGGAGAAGGCGCCGAGCCCGAGAAGAGAUAUCCAUGGAGGACUGAAUAGUGCACAAGACACCCAACAUUCCCUCUACCAAGCACAUGCUGAGCAGCAAGGCAAUGGAAAACUGCGCAUCGAGAAGCGGCAGCUUGAUAACAAGGGCAUCGGGCAGAAAGACCAGGGAGAACAGCACACUAAGAAACAAAGCAACCAGAAUCAAGCCAACCAGAACCAAGACAUCAAGAAACACGAUAUCAAGAAUCAAGACAUCAAGACACAUGAUAUCAAGAAACACGAUAUCAAGAAUGAAGACAUCAAGACACAUGAUAUCAAGAAACACGAUAUCAAGAAUCAAGACAUCAAGACACAUGAUACCAAGAAACACGAUAGCAAGAAUGAAGACACCAAGACACAUGAAAUCAAGAAACAAGACGACCAGGAACAAGACAUCAAGAAUUCAGGCAUCGGGGAGUAG
This is a messenger RNA of Cordyceps fumosorosea ARSEF 2679, 654 nucleotides long. RefSeq lists its product as hypothetical. NCBI's taxonomy places the organism in Eukaryota, Fungi, Ascomycota, Sordariomycetes, Hypocreales, Cordycipitaceae. The transcript has a single exon. Bases 1 to 654 code for a protein of 217 amino acids. The record is from RefSeq and is a predicted model, not a curated record.